Molecule: messenger RNA, 1688 nt
Organism: Cajanus cajan (pigeon pea)
Lineage: Eukaryota; Viridiplantae; Streptophyta; Magnoliopsida; Fabales; Fabaceae
Product: putative protein phosphatase 2C 59
Biological process (GO): protein dephosphorylation
Molecular function (GO): protein serine/threonine phosphatase activity; cation binding
Source: RefSeq, a predicted model, not a curated record
CCAUGAAGAUAACUUGAACCAAAAAUUAAACAGAAUCCACUCUGUUUUCUCACCGUUUUGUAACUUUGUCUCCUAUCAUCUCUUCAACUUUCUCUCUCUUCUCUGUGCCAUUCCAUUUCUUCCCUCUUUCCUUCUUCCUUUGGUACUUUCUUUCUCCGCCUAAUUGCAUACUUUUCCAUGUUCAAUAAUUCUCACCAAAAUCCCUACCUUGUUCCGUGUUUGAUUUGAUUAAUAAUAUCAAGAUCCAAGCACAAAAUUAAUCUUGAGGAGUGUGUGAUUAUUCCGAAAUGACCCCACCCCACUUAGUGUUAUGAUAACUUGGAACCUUUUGCACGCAAGAAUAAGCUGUACACACGCAAUAGCUCUAUUAUUUCUUCAUUUUUUGUUAUUGGUCAAACAAGCUGUACCUGGGAACCCUGAAUAUUCAAGCUGUGAUAUGGGGUACCUCAAUUCAGUUUUGUCCUCUUCAAGCCAGGUUCAUGCUGCAGAAGAUUCACCUGUCAGCGGAGGGGGCCUCAGUCAGAAUGGAAAAUUCAGCUAUGGCUAUGCUAGCUCCCCUGGCAAGAGAUCAUCAAUGGAAGAUUUUUAUGAGACGAAAAUUGAUGGUGUUGAUGGUGAAAUUGUUGGCCUAUUUGGAGUAUUUGAUGGCCAUGGUGGUGCUCGUGCUGCUGAGUAUGUCAAGCAAAACUUAUUUAGCAAUUUGAUCAGCCAUCCAAAAUUCAUUUCUGACACCAAAUCUGCAAUAGCUGAUGCCUAUAGCCAUACCGACUCUGAAUUUCUGAAAUCUGAAAAUACUCAAAACAGAGAUGCUGGAUCAACUGCUUCCACCGCCAUUCUUGUUGGUGACCGUUUGCUUGUUGCAAAUGUUGGGGAUUCCAGAGCUGUUAUAUGCAGGGGUGGAAAUGCCAUUGCUGUUUCUCGAGAUCACAAGCCAGACCAAACUGAUGAGAGGCAAAGGAUUGAAGAUGCAGGUGGAUUUGUUAUGUGGGCUGGAACUUGGAGAGUUGGGGGUGUUCUUGCUGUUUCUCGUGCAUUUGGUGAUAGACUCUUGAAGCAAUAUGUUGUUGCUGAUCCAGAAAUCCAGGAAGAAAAGAUUGAUAGCUCUCUUGAGUUUCUUAUAUUGGCCAGUGAUGGACUAUGGGAUGUUGUCUCGAAUGAGGAAGCUGUUGCUAUGAUCAAACAAAUUGAGGACGCCGAGGAGGCAGCAAAGAGACUGAUGCAAGAAGCAUAUCAGAGAGGUAGUUCUGACAACAUUACAUGUGUUGUGGUUCGUUUCUUGACAAACCAAGGUGCUUCUUCUCAUAAUAACUCUGGCUAAGUGUCCUUCGUUAGAAGGCUAGUGCAUAAUCUGGUGAUGGAUAAAAAAAGAUGGGAUGUGACAAAAUCAGUUUGUUAUAGUUGGUCAUAGGCACUCCUCGUAGCUGUGUACCAUGCAAGAAUAGAAAUGAAAUUUAAACUCACUAUGGUCCUCUCUAGCAUAGAGUUGUUGACACUAUAUCUCACUUCCAUAAUUGUGUCUUAUUUGUAGCCAGGAAAAGUAGUUGUGCAAAGAGUUUACGGUGUUUUAAUUGCACACACAUGACAUGCUGCUUGUAAAUGUGGUGUUGAUCUUAUUAAUUCCUCCACCUCCCAAACAAAAUACUUGUGUGCUUGGUUGAUGUUAAAUUUAAUUCCCCCUUCAUUGUCUA